This is a messenger RNA of Fukomys damarensis (Damara mole-rat), 7445 nucleotides long. It is a transcript of the gene Itih5, whose product is annotated as inter-alpha-trypsin inhibitor heavy chain 5. Lineage: Eukaryota; Metazoa; Chordata; Mammalia; Rodentia; Bathyergidae. The record is from RefSeq and is a predicted model, not a curated record. The transcript is spliced from 15 exons. The coding region runs from base 89 to 2788 and encodes 899 amino acids. Gene Ontology annotation, molecular function: serine-type endopeptidase inhibitor activity. Gene Ontology annotation, biological process: hyaluronan metabolic process.
UGGGAGCUGCUAUGAAUUAGUGCUUCAGGUCGGCGGCAGGGUCCCCAGGCAGCUCAGGCUGGUGCAGAGGCUGAAAACCAAGCCCUUGAUGGCAGAAUUCUCGGUAAAAUCCACGAUUAUUUCUCGUUAUGCCUUCACCACGGUCUCCUGCAAAAUGCUGAACAGAGCUUCCGAGGACCAGGAGUUUGAGUUCCAGAUGCAGAUUCCAGCUGCAGCUUUUGUCACUAACUUCACCAUGCUUAUUGGAGACAAGGUGUACCAGGGCGAAAUUGCAGAAAGAGGAAAGAAGAAUGGAGGUAGAGUAAAGGAGAAGAGGAAUAAAACUACAGAAGACAGCGGGGACCAGGGGACCGACACGUUCAGAGCGUCCCUAGUGAUUCCCAGCAAGGACAAGGCCUCCUUCCUCCUGAGUUACGAGGAGCUUCUGCAGAGGCGCCUCGGCCAAUACGAGCACAUCAUCAGUGUGAGGCCGCAGCAGCUGGUCGGGAAGCUGACGGUGGAGGCCACGGUCCUGGAGACGUCGGGCCUGGAGGGCCUGGAGGUGCUGCCGCUCCGCCGCAGCCGGCAGAAGGGCAGCGCGAGGGCCGAAGAUGAUUCUGGGCCUCCUCCUUCUACUACUAUCAACCAAAACGAAACUUUUGCCAACAUUGUUUUUAAGCCGAAUGUGGUGCAACAGGCCAAGAUUGCACAGAAUGGAAUUCUGGGAGAUUUCAUCAUUCGCUAUGACGUGACGAGGGAGCGGAGAGUCGGGGACAUCCAGGUUCUAAAUGGCUAUUUUGUACACUACUUUGCUCCUAAAGACCUUCCUCCUUUACCCAAGAAUGUGGUCUUUGUGCUCGACAGCAGUGCCUCUAUGGUAGGAACCAAGCUCCAGCAGACCAGGGACGCGCUUACCACCAUUCUCCAUGACCUGCGACCCCGGGAUCAUUUCAGUAUCAUCGGGUUUUCCAACCGGAUUAAAGUGUGGAAGGACCACUUGGUGCCAGUCACUCCUAACAGUGUCAUAGAUGGCAAAUUCUACAUUCACCUCAUGUCGCCCAGCGGAGGCACAGACAUCAACGGGGCCCUCCAGGCAGCCAUCAGGCUCCUCAACAGCUACGUGUCCCACAAUGACAUCGAGGACCGGAGCGUGUCCCUUGUCAUCUUCCUGACAGAUGGGAAACCCACAGUGGGGGAGACCCACGCCCCCAAGAUUCUCAACAACACCAAGGAGGCCGCACGGGGUCAGAUCUGCAUCUUCACUGUUGGCAUUGGCAAUGAUGUGGACUUCAAGCUGUUGGAGAAACUGUCCCUGGACAACUGCGGCCUCACACGGCGCGUCCGGGAGGAGGAGGACGCGGGCGCACAGCUCAUUGGGUUCUAUGAUGAGAUCAGGACCCCCCUGCUUUCUGACAUCCGCAUCGAUUAUCCCUCUGGCUUAGUGGAGCAUGUCACCAAAACUGUGUUCCCCAACUACUUCGACGGCUCUGAGAUCGUCAUUGCGGGGAAGCUGGUGGACAGGAAGACAGAUCAGCUGCAUGUGGAGGUCACUGCCAGCAACAGUAAGAAAUUUGUCAUCCUAGAGACAGAUGUGCCUGUGGAGCCUCAGAAGGCGGGGAGUGGCGCCCCAGGACGCCCCAGUUCCAGAAGUGAUGGAGAGGAGGACCCCAACCACAUUGAGCGUCUCUGGAGCUACCUGACUGUGAAGGAGCUGCUGAGCUCCUGGCUGCAGAGUGACAGCGAGCAGGAGAAAGAGAGACUGAGGCAGAAGGUGCAGGACCUGGCCAUGAGUUACCACUUCCUCACCCCUUUCACCUCCAUGAAGCUGAGGAAGCCGGGGCUUCCCGAGGACACACUGGAGGCGGCCCGGGGCAUGUCUGCUGCUACAGGGCCCGGAAUGGUGAUGCAGAGUGUGCGGGGAUCCACUAUGCAGCCAGGACCCAUGCUCAAGAAACCAUAUGAUCCAAGAAUCAAACUCUCUAAAACAUCAGUGGACGGCGAUCCCCAUUUUGUUGUGGAUUUCCCUUCGAGCAAACUCACCGUCUGCUUUAACAUCGACGGGCAGCCCGGGGAUAUCCUACAGUUGGUCUCUGAUCACGCGGGCUCUGGUGUGACAGUGAAUGGAGCCCUCAUCGGGGCGCCGGCUCCUCCCAGUGGUCACAAGAAGCAGCGCACUUACUUCCGCACCAUCACCAUCCUCAUCAAUAGGCCGCAGAGAUCUUACCUCGAGAUCACGCCCAGCAGAGUCAUCUUGGAUGGUGGGGACAGGCUGGUCCUCCCCUGCAACCAGAGCGUGGUCGUGGGGAGCCGCGGGCUGGAAGUGGCUGUGUCUGCCAGUGCGAACGUCACCGUCACCGUCCAGGGCACCAUUGCCUUCGUUGUCCUCAUUCACCUCUACAAGAAGCCGGCAGCCUUCCAGCGAAACCACUUGGGCUUCUACAUCUCCAACAGCAAAGGCCUCUCCAGCCAAUGCCACGGACUGCUAGGUCAGUUCCUGAACCAGGAGGCCAAACUCACAGAGGAGCCUGCAGGGCACAGCACAAAUCGUACAAACUCCCCACUCACUCAGGCUGAAGGAGCAUCUGAGAUGAUCCUACAGGUGAAAGGGCACCGGGUCCCAGUGGUCUGGAAACAAAGGAAGAUUUACAACGGGGAAGAGCAGGUAGACUGCUGGUUUGCUAGGAACGGUGCUGCCAGACUGAUUGACGGGGCGUAUGAAGAUUACCUGGCAUCUCAUCCGUUUGACACACAAACAACGCUGGGCCGGGGAGCAUCCACUGGUUCUGAACCCAGCGGCCUUCAUCAAUGACGGUGCACGAGAGGGAAGUAACUGCGGGGACACGGAGGCACAGCGGUCCUUGUUACCUUCGCAUGCCUCCGUUCUUACAACAAGCCACACUCUGCAGCCUAGGGCUGAUGUCUGCUGCAGCGAGGGGUAGGGCACCCCCCGCCUCCUUCCUGUUCCUUCCUCUGCAGCCCCUCACCUGUGGUAGACAAACCUGGGGACAUGAAGUGGAAAGAGUCGUAGUUAAAAGCAUGAAAGCUUCUGCCUUUCUGCCUUGUACCGUCUGGCCUAUCCAUCUUGUAGCCUACCAUAAGGUAACUCUUUCCGGCGUUAACAAGGCUGCCAUGAUACUUAUUUUCCCUGUUGAAAUGGCCAAAUUCUGCUUUUUGCAUUAUAUUCCUACCUAAGAAUCUCUCCUUUUAGUUCUGCUGUAUUCUCCAGAUGUGCCACCCCCUGAUGUCUUCCUCAACCAUACCUUCUAUUAAGCUCCAGGCCACCGAUCAUGCAAAUUGCAUAUAAAUUCGAUCAUUGUAAAUAAUUAAGAUUUUUCUUAAGAGAACAUUUUUUUUUCCGCUGUGGUCUUAUGUCCUUAAAAACUAGUUUUUAUUUUAAAACUGAUUAAAAAUAGAAAACCUACAUCCCAGAUGCUGAUCUCUUUCUAAUGGACUUUGUAGAUCACUUGAAUUGGCUGUUGGGUGUUCUCCGGUUUACGUUGGAUGUUUUUAGCUGGCCUUUCCUGGUGCUGGAGAGUUGGCCAGUCGAGUGACAGAGCUUUUACUUGGAUCUCUUCAGCAUUUCUCACAAUUCCUGGACCUUUCUGCCUUCAGCCUUCCAGGAGGUGGUUAAAGCCUAGAUCUCCAGUGAGAUGGUACUUGGAGGUGCGCCUUUCAGAAGUGACUGGGUCCUGAGGGCAGAGAGGUAAGUAGGAUUAGGUGCCUCUACAAGGAGAGACACGAGAGAUGACCUGCGUCCUUCCACCACCUGUGGAACUGUCCAUAACACAGUGAGAGUAUGGCCAUCUGCAAGCCAGGCAGAGCUUCCACCGGACACCACGCCUGCUGGAACCUUGGUCCUGGCCUCCCCAGCCUCUGGACCUGUGUGAAAUAAAUGCCUGUUGUAAAGCUGCCCAGUCUAUGGGAUUCUUGUUAUAGCAGCCAAGAUACUAAAUCAUUUAAAAUACACAUUCUUUCCCUUUCUUCAGGCCACUUAGAAUGUACACAAACAAUGCUGUUAGUAAAACUUGAAGGACUUGAGGGACCCUACGAACAUGAACCAGCAAAUAAAAUAACACAGCUAACCAAAUACUUAGAACUGUAACUUUAAAUAUUUAGUCAGUUUUAAGUAAAUCGUAGGGUACAAGACAGUUCACAUUUCAAGAGACAUUUUUCUUAAACAAAGAAACUGUAAGCAAAUGUCUAAAAACAAAUGACAUGACCUUUUUUUUUUUUUUGAGGGGAAGCAAUCAGGGCUAUUGAAAAUAAAAUGAUUCUAACUGCACUGCUUGUGUGCAGGAAUUUCUGAAUUAUAACCGUGGGUUGCGUACAUGAUGAUGGUUCCAUUAGAUUAGGGGUCAAAAGUUUUCUACUUCCUGGUAUUUGUUGACUGCACCUUUGAUGUUCAUAUGCACUUAUCUGCUCACACAGGCACCACUGUGUUACAGUCGCUUAGAGGAUUCUGUAGCCUGGAACCGAGGGGUGGUAGACUGUACCACACUGUGCGAGGGUAAUAAACAAGGCCACCUGGGCUUGUGCGUGUACAGUGAGAGUCACCUUACCACGCGUUUCUCAGGGUGGAUGCCCAUCAUUAGGUGACACUGUCGGGUGUAUAUUACACAAUAGGUAAGCAGAGUAGCGACACUGGAAGACCAAUGUUACAGUAACCCAGACCCUUGUAGAGCAGCAACUGCACGGCAGCUGAUGAACCUGCCAUGCACAUGUGACUGUUUUAAACCCCUCAGUGCACUCCCGUCCAGGGCCUCUGGUAUCCCAAGUCCGCACCACUGUAAUGGGUUGCUCUCUCGUGUUCAUUUUGCUCACCACCUGCUUGAUGCUCAGGCUCAUUUUCCCCUCGGUGGGUACCAUUUCUAGCUUGUGGUCCUGGCAUUCUCACCUUCAGCUCUGAGUGGUCAAGGCAAAAGAGCCCAGUGUAUCUACAUUAGAUUCUGAAUAGAGCAACACCCGAUUAGAACUCAAACGGACCUGAAAUAAAUAUGGGGGAGCCACCGCUGGUAGACUGUGGUAAAAAGAAAACAUUCACUGAUAUCCAGAACUUCAAGUCAACCUUUCUGGGCUUUGGCCUUUUUAGUCAUAAAAAUGAAGAGCCUAGACUAGGUAGUUUCUUCUACUAUGCUGCCUUUUUUUUUUUCUCUGCAGUAUUAGGGAUUAAACUCAGGGCCCCAUGUGUGCUAGGGAAGCCCUCCACUACUGAGCUAUAUCUCCGGCUUCUUUCUUUUUUCUUGAGGGUCUCACUGAGAUUUUAAGUUGCCCAGGCUAGGCUUGACUUGUGACUCUCCUGCGUCAGCCUCCCAGAGUGCUGGGAUCCUAGGCAUGCACCCCAUACCCGAUUUAAUCUUUUUUAUUUUAUUUGGAGUCAGAGCCUCGCUCAUUCGCCCAGGCUGGCCUUGACUUUAUAAUCCUCUUGCCUUAGCCUCCCAAGAAACAAGGAUUACAGGCAUGCACUAUGGCACCCAGCUUGGAUUUAGGAUCCUCUGACCUUCAUCUUCCGCUUCCAGAUGAAGAAACCUCUGACCUGCCACGUGAUUGGCAGACGGGUCUUCAUCCAGCGACCCAGCACACUCUGAGACCUGGUGUGCCAGGCCGGCGGCCCAGAGCAGAACAAAGGCCCUACUGCCCCAGAGGCUGCAGUUUAAGGCAAGACAAAGGACGCAGAGGAAGAAGCAGGUCAGUGAACAGGAGCACACUGCAGAGGGUUGUCAGCCAAGCACAGAGGAGAGACAGUAACGGAGACAGGAGUUAGGGGUCGGAGAUCCUUCCCAGGACAGAGCGUGAGCUAGGCUGCGAGGAGGAGGACCAUGCGCAAACGCAGCGCUAGAAGAUACUUUCUGUAACGCUUGGCAGCCCCACGCACGCUCGAUCUAGAAGCAAUCUCCUUGCCCCGCUCUGCUCAGACAGCGCAUCAUUGAUUCAGUGGUUUCUGAGAACCCACACUUGUGGAGUUCUAGGGCCCCCUUUCCCGGGCCCUGUGUCUGAAGGUCUCCAGCCAACACUCACCUGGUCUGUUUCCUUCCCUCCUGCUCCCAGGGUGUGGAGAACGCCUAGGAGACUUGCAGGACUCUAGCAGGGGGGUCCAUUCGGCACACAAGCUCCUCUGGCGUUUGGCGCACUGCAGUCGCCAGUGUCCCGGCUGGAAUGGCUCCUUUGUUCCUGCCGUAUCCAUGGCAUUUCUGACUCCAGUUUUGCUUAGAAAACUGAGGCAGGAGCCCCUGCCUGGAGCCUUCCUCCUAUCAAGGGGACUCUCUCUUCACGGCUCCAUCACCCCCACCCCCCGUGUGUCUGUCCUUACUCUUGCUGAUGCCUUCCCACCAUCCUCUGGGUGGUGGCCUCAGUGACUCCCUCUAGCGUCUUGUUCCCCACCAGGUAUGUCCCUCUUGACAUCAAAUGCAGGUGAACCACCUCUUAUCCAAAGUGCUUGGGACCACAAGUGCUUCCAAUUUCAAGACUUCUUAAAAUUUCAAGCUAUUUGCAUGGAUUUACCAUCGUGUCAGCACUCAGACAUUUCAGAUGUUGGAACAUCUCAGCGUUGGGAUUUCCUGAUUAAGGGUGCUCAAUGGGUACCAUCCCAAAAGAGAUUCCUUCCGGCUGGAAACUCUUCCCUUUUGGCUUCUCUCUGCUUUACUUCAGUGGCACAUUCACUCCAGUGGUUGGUAGCUGAACUCUCUUUUUCCUCCUCCUGCUUGGUUGCUUAAAUCCCAGUCCGAUCGAUUCCAGUGAGCAGCGUUGUCAGCCUCCGCUGUGUGACUCUGGUAGUCUGCUCUCUUUUGUAAAGUGCUGGAUCCUUUGGCUUCUUUUAUGUGGUUCUCAGACCCUUCCUACCUUCUUAGCCUCCCUCUAUGGAUGCCUUUCCUCCUGCCAACCUGUGUACUUGCCUUGAGGCUCCGCCUGGGUCCUCUGUGCUGUCUGCCUUAGAGACGUCUUCCAGUCACGGUCUCCACGCAUUAGUGCCUUCGGCAUGCGAAGCUGCAAUGUGGGCUUCUCUCUCAGUGUCACCCCUGUCGUCAGCCUGGCUCCGUUUUAAACUCAGGAACCGAAGCAAGCUUUCUAGUGUCAAUGUGGGUAUUUGAGGGUUGAGAACCCAGGGGAACAGAAAAGAGAAGUCCCUGCCCAUCCUUCACUGCUUUGGGUGUGGCAAGUGAGGAAGGAGGUAUCUAUCCGGGUUCUGGUGCGUUUCACAGGAAGCCAGCCCCAAAUUAACUUCUACUGACACUGUGUACUUCCUGAAAAUUCCCGGUUAGUCAUAUUAUUUUCUCAAAACAACAGCUGUGUUUGUGCACGAGAAAACCCAAUGUUCUAAUGGCUCAUCAGGAAUUUCUGCUUAUGUAAGUCAAAAAUCACACGUGCUAAGUGUAUCGACAUGCUCAAGAACUUCACUGAACUAUGAAUGUAAAACAUUGUAAAUGCAGUUUAGUUCACUUUUAAAUAAAUUUUAUGAGAAAUAAAAGCAA